AUGCCUUCUACUGAAACAUCCACACACCACCAAUCACCUCAGUCCUCAACCGUGUCUGAUAUCAAGCUGUCCUACGUGAUCCUGUUCGAAGACGCUAUCAUCGGCAUCAGCACGAUUGGCGUUGACGGCUCCUGGGAUUUCGCGCAAGUCUCCACCUCGCAACGGAAACGACCGAGAGAGGAUGAGGACUUGGACGACGCAGGAGUUUCAAAAAAAUUCUUCGAAGGACCAAUGAUCACCUCGUCGCCUUCUACCGUCGCGUCAUACGAGUUAGUCAAAGAAUUGCAAGCGAACCGGGGUUACCGUAUCGCCAAUGACCGUCCGGCAAUGGAUGUCGGAGCACCCCCCAUCGCACUCUUGUACCAUGGAUUCGGACGCUUUUUUGACUGCAUGUCCAGUGAUUCAACAGAUCCCACUGAUGGCGUUGAUACCCACAGACUCGAAAAGGCCGUCGACACGUUCAGCGCCGCAAUGUGCAAAUAUUAUCAUGACGAAUUUGACCGCAGGGACGUAGCCCUGCCUCUUUUAGAUGAUAUUUUCAAUUCUCAUUCCGAAUCACAUAAGCUCACUCCGCUUGCUGCCGCAAUGGUCUAUCAGGAGCGCCGCUCUGAUGGGCAUGCAUUCGGACCACUCGGUGCGAUCGAGAUGAUCGUGGAAGUCAAGAAUGAGUUGUGCGCUUCGGAUUCUGACCCGGAGAUACUACUCGCUGCGCACUAUACUCAGUCGCUAAUGAAAGAAGCUCGGAAACAUACCCCAUAUUCUGUGUUCCCCGCGUUAGGAUCAAGCGUCGGCUUUUAUGCGCUAGCGUUGGUGGAUAGGACAAAAUUGGUGGCGCUGACGCCGCUGUAUUGCUUGUCCACCGACCUCGAAGACUACUGGACGAGGCCUGCUCUGUUAAAAGCAUUCCGGAGUGCUUGCAUCCUUCGUUUUCAUAUUCACAACGACAAUCAGCAGUUCAUGACGAUAAGCAAUCCGCUACCUCUGCAGAGGUAUCUGCCAUACGUCAGAGAGGUCGCUGCGUGGCCAGCCGAUACUACAGGGAAAGUCCUAUCUAUCACUCUACGAGAGUCUGCCCACCAAGGAGCGACCAUGCAGUAUCCGAAUCGAUUCAUCUAUGUUGGCACUGCGAAAGGGGUCCCGGGGAAAGUUCUGGUCAAGUUUACCCACUCCUACUUUGUGCAGCUGCAUGACUUUUGCGCCGCACGGGGUCACGCACCAAAGUUGCUGGGCUACGGCGUUGAUCUCAAGAAGCUGGCGAACGACUUCCAUGCGCAUGGGUGGGUGCACGGUGAUCUCCGGGCGGCGAACCUGAUUGUCCGCAAAACCAAACCGGAGCAGGUGCAACUCAUCGACUUCGGCUGGGCCGGAGAUCUCAAUGCAGGACAGGUUCAUUAUCCAACUACACUCCUCAACGAAGAAUUGACGGAUGGCGAAGACCCGAACGACUUGCUGAUCACGAAGGAACGUGAUGAUCGCGUGCUUGCAAAUACGUUGAAUGACUUGGGUGAAGUUGGUGCAGCCGCGCCGGUUACAAACGACGGUCCAGUGGUGCGGCACACCCACGCGAAGAAGGUCGAAAGGUCAUAUUUUAAGACAGUAAUAGGACAGUAG
This is a messenger RNA of Laetiporus sulphureus 93-53, 1611 nucleotides long. RefSeq lists its product as uncharacterized. The record is from RefSeq and is a predicted model, not a curated record. Lineage: Eukaryota; Fungi; Basidiomycota; Agaricomycetes; Polyporales; Laetiporaceae. Bases 1 to 1611 code for a protein of 536 amino acids. The transcript is spliced from 5 exons.